Messenger RNA from Ylistrum balloti, 4894 nucleotides. RefSeq lists its product as uncharacterized. Gene Ontology annotation, biological process: transcription by RNA polymerase III. The coding region runs from base 97 to 4302 and encodes 1401 amino acids. The record is from RefSeq and is a predicted model, not a curated record. NCBI's taxonomy places the organism in Eukaryota, Metazoa, Mollusca, Bivalvia, Pectinida, Pectinidae. Gene Ontology annotation, molecular function: DNA binding; protein binding. Gene Ontology annotation, cellular component: transcription factor TFIIIC complex. The transcript is spliced from 20 exons.
UUCCAACUUGAUCCUCAUUACAAGCAAGAAAAGGAAGCAAUGAGGAUUACCGUCAAAUAGAAAGUAUUAAUAAUCUUGCUGCAAGCUUGGUACAACAUGCCCAAAAGACAGAGAAAAAGUAGUGUGUAUGAGGAUUUAGGGAAGGAAGACAAUGUUACAGGAAGCAAUGAUAAAAAUGUUGAAGGAAACCUGACAAUUGAAAUGCAAAGACUGGAGCAUGUCAAGGCAAAGAAAAGAGGGAGACCGAAAAAACCAGAGAAAUCUUUUACACAAACGAGGGAAAAUGAUGGUGAAGGAUCUAACUUGGAUAAUAAUAAGGAACUGGAGAUAAUGGAAUCUAAGAGGAUGACAGGAACCUCUACCGACCAAUGUGGAAUGAAUGUGGCAGCUUCUGAUGCACAGAGAAAUGAACAAAACAGGCCCAACCAAGUUGUUGAUGAUGGUCUCGGAGGAAAAACAGCAUUUAACAAUGAAAAAACUGAGUUGACAUUGAUAAAAAGAAAACGAGGGAGACCUAAAUGUCUACCAGAUGCAAAAUGUCGCAAGUCAAUGGAUGAAAGCACAGUAGCAGAUUUUACCAGUUUAGAUCGUUCUGUGGAAGAGACAAGAAAUGUCAAAAAAACUAAAGAAUUGUUAAAUCCAAACACAAGAAAGAAGAAGGAAGGAAUCAUUACAUUUCAAAGUUCUAGUGGAAGAAAAAUCAGCUUAACAACAAAAUUUGCUGAAUCCUUAAGUUCUGCUUCAAAGGAAAGUGUCAGACAAGACUUAGAGAAAACAAUGGGUCCAGGUACAGGCAAAGACAGAGGAAGAGGCAGGAGGAGGGAAAGUGACACUUUUCUGAAUAAGGAAGACGACGAAAAGAUGAAUUUUUUUCAUGAUGAACUAUUGUUAGAAUCUUGCUCCCCAGAUUCUACAGGUCAUGAUGCAGAUCGACCCAAAGGUAGGAGAAGAGGUCAAGCUAAAUCAGGAAAACACAAAUUAGUGAACAGUGAUGAAAGUGAUGUUUCGGUUCCUAAGGCAGGACACUCAGGUAGAGUUAAAAACAAAGGACAAAAGGACAGUUCAGUGAAUGAGGAAGUCAGUAGCUUUGUGUGCAGUGGUUAUGAUACUGAUGCUGAUGAAAGCACUGACAGGGACAACACUGAUUCCUCUAUACCUUCAUUUAGUGGAUAUAGUAGAGGAAAACGUGGCAGAGGAAAAGCAACAACAACUAAGGGAGAUAAAAGUAUACAAGAUACUGAAAACAACAUCAGUAAUGGUUGUUUAAAUGACAGUAUUGAUAACGAAAGUCAACCUUUAGAAUCUUCUACACCGAAAGUCAGAGGCCGAGGACGUCCAAGGGGGCGACCAUCAGGAAGGGGGAAAACUACCCCCAUAAGACCUUUACAUUUAAAAGAAAAAGAAAAAAGUAAUGAUGAAAUGUCUGUCGAUGAAAGCUUGUCUAAUGAAUCUGACAAAUCAGAACUUAAUACACCAAAGGUUGGAAGUAGGGGUAGAGGUCGAGGCCGCGGGAGGGGUCGAGGUCGAGGUAGAGGAAGACCUUCAUUAUCUGACAAUUGUAGCUAUAAUUCAGAUAGCGACUACACUCCAAAUGUUAGAGGGAGAGGACGAGUUAGAGGUCGUGGUAGAGGCCAAGAUCGAAAUAAAAGUAUGCAAAGCUCUGGCAGUGCUGAUGAUUCAGGGCCAGAAAUAGAGCAGGAAUCCUUCAAAUGUGUGCAUUGUGGAAAUGAAUAUAAGGGAAAAAAUGGCAUUAGUGAUCACAUGAUGAGAAUCCAUUCUGCUGUGUGGUCUAAAAAGUGUCCUGAAGGAAUGACAGACAAUGCCUCUCUUAGACUUGUUUUGAAAAAAAUAAAACGUCUGCUGUGUCCAAAAUGUGGGAAGGAGCUGAGAUUUAUACAGUACUACCACAAACACCUGGAAUGGUGUGGAAGGGAGAAUGAGACAUUUGUUUGUGACAUUUGUAAGAAGGAAUCCAAAUUGAUGUGGCGUGAACAGCACAUGAAUUAUCACAGCCUUUCUGAGCGGAAAAAAGAAAUUGCGAAAUUAAAAAUGGAAAAACUUCAAACUGAAGAAGAUGAUGAGGAGGAUGUCUCAAGGAAGAAGCGAAAAGCAUCUGAAAAAGCCAGGAGUCUACUCUCAGAUCUGUCAACCAAGGGAGACCUGAUGAGAGAUGAACUUGAUGAUGACUCUUCAGGUGUAAAUCUGGAUGAUGAAUCGUCAUCUGAUGAAAAUUUCGAGACAGAUGUUGAUGAUGAUGAAGUUAAUAACUUGAAAAUGAAUAAUACAAAGUCCAAUGAAAGAUCUCAGCGGUUUCCUUUGGGUCGUGAGAAGGGUGGACGGGAACAGUUCAGUUAUAUGUUAAAGAAAACAGUGGACCAAAAUAAAUCGCAGAUAAGAAAGUUCCCAGAUAUUUCUCCUCAGCUGGAGGACUGGAUGGAAGUGGAUGUCAGUGCUGUAGAAGAAUAUCUUCCAAGCACGAAGGAGAGUGUGGAUUUUAUUGUUAAACUAAAGAAUUCUAAAACAAAACAAGGAAAACCCAAAACAAUUCCAAGGUUUGGGUCAGUCUUAGGCAGUGGGCAUGCCACACUCUUUGUUGGUGGACCAGUGUGGGGUCUUGCAUGGUGCCCCCAACCCCUUAAGAUGAAGUCCCCACAAUACCUAGCUAUUUCUUGCAACUCUGAUAUGGACCAAACAAAUCUGAUCUACAAAAGUGUCGCCCAACCUGGUAUCAUACAGCUCUGGGAAGUUGGAGUUCGUACAAAAAAAUCAAACUGUCAAUCUGCUCGGCUGGUGUUGUGUAUAUGUCACGAGAGUGGUCAGGUGCGCCAGCUACAGUGGUGUCCUAACUUGUGUUGUGACACGUUAGACCAGACAUCACAGACUAUCCCACGUCUAGGAUUAUUAGCAGCUGCCUGUUCAGAUGGCUGUCUCCAUAUAUACAGCAUUCCUCAUCCACGUUCAUUAAUUGACAACGUAGAGGAUGACAAGUCCAUGUGUCAAACACAAGACAAAGGGUCAACAGUCGCAGAAAAACCAUUACAGGAUAAAGGUGAAGGAUCAAAGGUCAAGGAACAACGGCAAAGAAACGAUGAGUCAGAGAGGGAAAAUUUGAAAUCAGAUCAUUUGGAUCAGUCAUCAAACAUUGAUAAGAAUUCAGCAGAGGCUGAUGAGAGGCUAAGAGAACCUGCCUUUUAUCAUGUAAAGCCAUCACUGACUUUACAGCCUUCAUUUUGUAAAGAGGAGUCAUCACCCUGUUUAUGUGUCGCCUGGCAUCCUGAUCCAGUUUAUCCGUGGAUCAUAGCUGGAUAUGCAGAUGGUGUUGUGCGAGUAUGGGACCUCACAUCUACCUCAUCUCUAGUCAGGAUUCCGUCACAAGAGGGCAGCACCCGUCUUUAUCCUUUUAAAUCCUUCCAAGCACAUAAACGGGCUGUGUAUACUUGUUCCUGGUCCCCUCAUGUGCCCCACUGUUUUGUUACCUCAGGUGCUGACAAAGAAGUAUAUAUCUGGGACCUUCGCAACACAGCAGUCACCGUCCAUUUGGAUAAGUAUUGUACUAGUGUUGGUGUGUCAAGUGCCUGGCCGUCCAACCUCCUUGGUCUUUUGUACACCAUGGAUGAUUGCUACAUGUAUAAUUACUGCUACCUGAAGAUGUUACCCUACGGUUCAACACUAGAUUCUACACGCAUCAAAGGAGCCCCUAUGUGUCACAUGCACUCCACUAUGUGGUCAGUGACCUUUUCUGAAUGGUUGAGUCUAGCUCUGACUGUUGAUGACAUUGGAAGUGCCGUCUGUCUCCAGUUUCCCUCCUUUAAUAUGGAGACUGGACAUGUUGCCCGCAAGUUCAUACUGGAAAUAUUCACUUCUUCUUUAAUACCCAGAAAAGUUGAAGAUGACAAUUUGAUCGAAAACAUCGAAAACAAAAAAGAUUCAGCAGAAAAAGUCAAAGAUGGAGAAAAUUCAACCGAAAUUGCAGUAAAAACAGAAGGAAAACCCAAGAAAAAGAAUAAAGGUUGUGGAAAGGAUAUCAAAGCUGAACAUUGUUAUAAAACUUACAGAGAAGCAGCAGAGAAUGCAGUGUUAGAAUAUAUUGAUGGCAAAGAUGCAGCAUUCAGUGAAACCAUGUAUAAGGAACAGAAUCUACUCACCAUUCCCCUGGUGGCCGUUCAUAGGGCGGAUUUCAACCCUAACCUACAUGCCUGUUCCUGGGUGGCUACUGGUGGUUGUGCAGGCCUAGUUCGUCUGCAUAAUAUGUAUAAUAUGGUCCAUCCAGAGACACGAAUCGUAAUGGAAGACAAGUUAUGACCCUUGCCCUUCAGAUGAUGAAGAAAACAAUUCCAUGGUGUCUUUCUCAACCUCAAUAUUUAAUACAUUAUGCCUUUCUGAGGCAGAUGACAAAAGAAGUAUUAGCAGGCAGAAUGCCUCUGGCAAAAUUUAGCAUUUCAAUGGCAUCCUCUCCGUCCUUCCAAAGAUUUGAUUCAUCUGACUUUCUGAGGCAUACAAUGAAAGCAAUCAUUCAGAAUGUGACAUUUGAAUGACAUUUCUCUUGUCCUUUAGAACAUAUGGUGCUCUGCAUUUUUCAGGAAAAGUAUAGAAGAUGAGUAUGUGUUUCUCCUGUUCUUCAGAAUAUUGAAUAUAUCUUGGACACACAAUGGAAAAAAUAUCGGUAGGCAAACAUCAAAGGUUUUUAAAGUCUGUCAGUUACGUAUCAGGAUUACAAUAAUUAUAAUAAGGUAUAUGAUUACUAUUGUUGAAAUUUUUAAAGUACUAUCAGUUAAGUAUAUAUAGAUAAUGACAAUGGCUUCAACUUGAAUUACUGAAGAUUGAUAUAAAUCUUAUCAACUACCAUUUUAGAUGGUUGUGAGAAGUAAAGAAAUUAAAAAUCUGUGUGCGAUGA